UUAAUCUUGGUUUUUAUUUUUAAAUAAAAGACAUAUUUUUGUUUUAUUAAUGCUUAACAAAAUUACUUACAAGAAGUUUAUUUGUUUUAAACACUAACAUCCGCAACAAAAAUCUGAUAGGUUUAUUUCAAUAUGGUGGACGUUUGUUGUGCUUUCCAGUGAUCUGUUUUAAUUUUCUCUUUCACAUAUAUGUAGAACUUUGAGGCCAAUAUUCCAAUAAGAUUGGAAACAUGGAUAAUGAUGAAAAAGUUCCUACGGUGUUGGAAUGUCGUCCAAAAGACGACGGAGAUGGUACAAGUAAUGUUGACGAUGAUUCAAAAGAAACGGAAACUGCAAUAGACGAAAAUAUAACUAGUGAAAAUGUAAAAAGUGACUUAAAAGAAUUAGAAAGUGAUUUAGAUAGUGUUAGUGACCUAGGAAUUACAAACGAACCACCAAAUCAUGUGGACCAUUUGCCCAGUGAUAAAGAAGGUUGUGUGCAAAACAGUCUAUCUAGUGAGACAGACAAUAUAGUGCCCUUAGGUAAUGAAGAAAGCAGUACUGUGGAGCAAGAAAACAAAGAAGAAUCUGAAGAAGUAGACAAUGAAAUAAAUGAAAUGAGUACAAUUGACAGAAGUAAUGAUACAGAAAAUGAGAAUAUACCACAAACACCAUCAGAAUCUGUAUCACAAGAUAGUAUAGAUUCACAAAUAGAAGAAACAGAAAAACAAGAGGAAAAAAUGGAUAAAGAAGGAAUCACUGAUAUUAAAGAAGAAAGUACAGGUUUGCAAGAAGAGAAUACAGAUGUAAUAGAACAAAGAACAGAUUCACAAGAAAGUACAGAUACACAAGAUGAAAAAGCAGAUAGUAAUGAGAUGAGUGAAAAAACAGACUGUGUAGACAAUGAUGGGGAUGAAAAAAAAGAUGAGGUCGGAAAGCCGGAAUUUGAAACUGCCCCAAAUAUAUCAAUUGAUGAACCCCAAGAUGAUCAUACUCAGGCACUUGAUCCAUUUGAUACUUUGUUGAGGGAACAAAAUGAUUCAGUGCAGGAAACUUCAGAAACAGCAACACAAGCAACUGUUAAUGUAUUAGAUGAGGAUGAUGAUAAUGAUGACUACAAUGCUGAUAAUCCUGUAGAUGAAGAUGAUGAACAUAAUGCAGAAGAUGUAUCACUAGAAGACAGUGUAGCAGAACUUGGUGAAGAGCCAGGUGCUGAUGAAGAGGUAUGCUUGCUUCCUGACACUGAGCGGGAGAUAUCUGAAGCAGAUAAAGCUGAGGCGGAGAAGGUUCUUGCUGAGAAAAGAAAGCAGGCUGAGGCGGCUGCAUCAGAAUUAGCAGAAUUUGCAGAAUUAGCAGAAGAGAGUGAACCUAAAAAAGAGAGUGAAACAGAAGUAGAGAAGGAGAAUGAUAACACAGAGGAGGCAACAAACAGUGAGGCGGGAGAUGCAGGACUUGAAGUAGAAGAUGAACAUGAUGACCCCUCUCAAGAAAAUGGAGAUAAGGAAAAUGAAAAUGAAGAAUCAGGAGAUGCUAGCAGUUAUGUGUUGAAUACUAUUCAAGAAAUUGAACCUAAAACAAAAACCUGUUUUCAGUGUAAUGUGGAAAAAGACUGCAUUUACCAUUUACCAAACAAUGAAGAUAAAGACUAUAUUUGUAGUGAAGAUUGUUUAAAAUCUUUUCUAUCAGAAAGUCCGACACAAGCUCCGGUUGCCGACUCUACUUAUGUUGUUGAAGAAAUUAAUCCAGAGUCACUUACAUGUUCAGAAUGUGAAGAAAAUAAAACAUGCUACUUCUAUUACAAAUUGGACGGAGAAGACACAAAUUAUUGUUCAAUAAAUUGCUUACACAGCAUGAUGGCAGAUGAACAGGACAAAUAUGUUAUAAAACGAAGAAAAAUAGUACUAACUGAGACAAAAUUAAAAAAAGCUUGUUUUGUGUGUCAUGAGAAGAAAAAAAGUUCCUUCUCUAUGUCACAGUAUGGAAUUACACAGUUCAUUUGUGACCAAGCUUGUGUUAAAAAUUUAAAUGAUUCAGAAAAUGGUAGAUAUGUGUUGGUAAAGAAACGUCCUGUGCCAAAAGUUAAACAAACAAAUACCUCGCAGAUGAAACCACCAUUGUUAAAAUUAAAAGUAAUAAGUAAUGCAACAGAUAAAUAUUUGGAUGAGGCAUAUAAGGUACAAAAUAAGACUCCCGCUAUGAUACAAGCAGCUAAAGAUGAAAGGCAACGAACAUUUCUCCGUUCGUGUACUCAAUGUUACUUAAUGUUGACAUCCGAAGAAAGGAUGUUGACUUGGGAGACGAUGGACUUUUGUAAUGAAGUAUGUUUGGGACGGUAUCAGAAUAAGAUCGGAGCUAGAUGUGCAAAUUGCAACUGCGCCGUGCAGCAUACUAGUUUAGGGAAAUACUGCGUUAGAUUUGGAUAUGACAUCCGUCAAUUUUGUAAUUCCACCUGUUUAGAGGAAUUUAAAAAAUCCUUGAAAAUCUGUUGCUACUGCCAAAAGGAUAUAUCGGCUGGUUUGCAAGGUUUUCUAGCGCCUGUGGGUGAUAAAGGACAGUUUAAAGACUUUUGUUCGCAAUUAUGUGUAGAAAAGUUUGAUCAUAUGAGUAAGAACCCGGUCCCUGCCCCAGUGUGGGCUAAGUGUGCGGUAUGCGCGCUGCGUAAAGCGACCACUAUCGAGGUGGAGAUCAGUGAUGGUGUGUCACAGAGGCUGUGCUCCGAUCCUUGCUUUGCUGCCUUCAAAUUUGUAAAUCAUAUCUUCCCAGAUCAAUGUUGUUGGUGUAAAAAAUAUUUUGAAAGAAAAAUACCAAAAUCGUUUACGAUCUACGAGAACUCUAGCCCACAAUGUUUUUGCACCAAGUCCUGUAUGAACGUGUACAUCAGCAACUCUCGGCACAUAGUACCGUGUAAUUGGUGUAAAGUGAAGAAGUACAAUUUCGACAUGAUACGACGUGUUCAAACAAACGGACAGAUAGUUUUAAUGUGUUCACUAAAUUGUUUGAAUCUUUAUCAAGUAUCGGUUAAUGCUGUUUCUUCCAGAAGAACAAAAUGUGACAUGUGUAAACGAACCUCGUUAGCACAGUACCACUUAACAAUGUCAGAUGCUACAGUGAGGAACUUCUGUACAUAUCAAUGUGUUAUGUCAUUCCAGGGUCAAUACGCAAAACACCCUCCACUUGUGUCAGGGGAAGCAUUAGAACAGACUAAGGCUGUACCGACCGGCGCGCCCAGACGAACAUAUCCUUCGUCUAAAAAUGCUGCCAAAAAUAUCCAGCGAAACUCAUCGUCAUUGCCGGUUAUAUCGAAUGUGCAGUCUCUGGCGCCCCCACAACCUGCAGCCGCGGCUGCGUCUAACGCACGCUCCAAAUUAAAACGCUCCGGACAGGCCCCACUCACGGAGCCUGAGCCCACGCCCCGCACGCCCUCGCCCCCGCCCCCGCCACCUAAACCCUUAACUCCGCCCCCGCCUCCACCCCCCAAAGUAUACAACCACGUUAUAGUGAAAACAUUACCCCCAAAUGAAGUCGCCAACAAAGCUACUAUGACGAAACCUAUGAUGGUGUCAAAAGGUGUCUCAUGCCGGCCUCAUCCUUGUACAAAGGAAUGUCAAACUGAUUCAAGUUUAGAACGGAAAAUACUAAUACCCAUUCCAGUACCUAUUUAUGUACCCGUACCGUGUGCGAUGUGGUCUUUACCCUUCCCGAUACCCGUACCAAUUCCGUUACCGAUACCAACUCCGGUAUUCAUACCGACAACGAGAAAUUCAGCAAAGGGUAUUAUGAAGGAAAUCAAUAAGAUUCAUGAUAAAAUGCCGACGGAUCCAUUUGAAGCGGAACUGCUGAUGAUGGCGGAAAUGGUGGCUGGUGAUAAGAAGAAGGAUCAUAGCGAUUCAGAUACGGAUGAUGAUAAUGAAGACACAUUCAGUCCCGUGGCCGGUAUAGACGGCAACAACGCUUUCGGUGAGGACAUGCUGCAGAUGGCGCUCAAGAUGGCCACUGAGUACGAGGACCAGCCGGUAGACCUCGAGUCCGCGAUGACUGCGAAUACUAUCACACCCAGCUCGCAUCCCGGUAUGCCCGGUCUGGAAGGCGAGAGUAUGCACGCGCAUCAGAUGAUGGUGCUAGAGCAGCAGCGCGCGGUGGCGGCGCUGCGGGCGACGGCGCCCCGCAAGCGCGCGCCGGCACCCGAGGCAGCGCCCCCUCCCGCGCGCGCCACGCGCUCCAAGCGCCGCCGCGCAGACCCCGCGCCGCCGCCGCCGGAGCCCCCGCGGGAGCCCGUGGAGAAACCAGACGCCAACAUGUGCCUCAAGUAUACAUUCGGUGUGAACGCGUGGAAGCAGUGGGUGAUGACGAAGAACGCGGAGAUAGAGAAGAGUUCUAUACGCCGCAAGCCCUUUAAGUCCGAGAUCUUACAGCUUACGGCUGAUGAACUCAACUACUCGCUGUGUUUGUUUGUGAAGGAGGUGCGCAAACCUAACGGCAGUGAAUACGCACCAGAUACUAUUUAUUAUUUGGUUUUAGGAAUUCAACAAUACUUAUUUGAAAAUGGCAGAAUAGACAAUAUAUUUACGGAUCCAUAUUAUGAGAAGUUUACAGACUGUUUGGACGAAGUCGCGAGGAAGUUUUCAGUUUUAUACAACGAUUCACAAUAUAUUGUAACAAGAGUGGAGGAGGAGCACCUGUGGGAGAGCAAGCAGCUCGGCGCGCACUCGCCUCACGUACUGCUGUCCACACUUAUGUUCUUUAAUACGAAACAUUUUAAUUUAGUGACUGUAGAUGAACACAUGCAGCUAUCAUUCUCGCAUAUAAUGAAGCAUUGGAAACGCAACCCCAACCAGCCCGGACAGGCCAAGAUGCCAGGAUCCAGGAAUGUCUUGCUAAGAUUCUACCCGCCCCAGUCUGCGCUAGAAGCGAAUUCAAGAAAGAAAAAAGUAUAUGAACAACAAGAAAAUGAAGAUAACCCACUCAGAUGUCCUGUGAAAUUGUAUGAAUUUUAUAUAUCAAAAUGUCCUGAGUCUGUGCGCACGCGCAACGACGUGUUCUACCUGCAGCCGGAGCGGUCGUGCGUGCCCGACUCGCCCGUGUGGUACUCCACGCAGCCGCUCAGCCGCGCCGCGCUAGCCAAGAUGCUGCACCGCGUCAAGAUGGUCAAGGAGAUCAACAUCGCGCUGCUCACCAGCUAAGAUUUCACAAUAAAGUCACUAGCUGACUUAGAAUAUACAUCAGUGUUCACGAGGAUCCUCAUAAACCUGCGGCCGUUUUGAAAUCACACGGAUCCUUGUAUUCUGUGAACGAAGGCGUCAUCUUAUAAAGUACUAAUAGUAAUGUAUAUUUUUUCUACUUGUAUAUCAAUCUGUGAAGAAACAUUAAAAUGUUACUUUAUUGGGUAGAGUUAAUAAAACUAUUCAUUUAAUAAAAUUAGUUUAAGUGCUCUGUGCGGGACUGUUUUUGUAUGUACAGAUAAUGGUUAUAAUUCUACCAAUUUUAUAUUGUAUCCUCGUUUAUAUUUAUAGACUUUGGUGAUGUGGCAUAUUGAAGUUGAACAUUUGUUGUGUUAAAGAAACAUUUAAAUUUUGUACAUAAACGCCAAGCGAUUAGCAAUUGACAAGUUUCUUGGCCCUAAGUUGUGUUAUUCCAAUACGAAAUGAAUCUGUUCAUUUUGACUACUAUAAUGAAAUUGUGUAUUGAUAAUGUUAGUAAAAUUCCAGAUUAUUUUGAUGGAAAUAAUGCGCCUGUUUUUUUUUUAAACGAAAUAUAUUAGUAUAUUAUUUUCACAGAUUUUUUAUUGAUAUAUAGAGUCAGAUUCGUAUUAUAAUUUAAGUGUAAUGGCAUCAGUAAGGUUUAGGUAGGUUACUGCUGUAUAAAAUGAAUACUGAUUCUCAUAUAUUUGACUUUUAUUUUAUCCACCAUUCAUUUUAUUUAUAAGUUAUCGCUAAUCAAUCUAGGCUGAUUCGCCGGUCGUAAUUACGAGAGGCAAGCUGCCUUCAAAAUGCACAAUAAAAAAAAAUCCUA
Messenger RNA from Papilio polytes (common Mormon), 5988 nucleotides. RefSeq names its product zinc finger MYM-type protein 3 (gene woc). Lineage: Eukaryota; Metazoa; Arthropoda; Insecta; Lepidoptera; Papilionidae. The transcript is spliced from 20 exons. The coding region runs from base 231 to 5159 and encodes 1642 amino acids. The record is from RefSeq and is a predicted model, not a curated record.